GACAGCUCUCUCGAUUGUUUCUUGGGAGAGAAAACAAAUGAAACGCGGUGAUUCUUACGUUUAAAUAUGACGAGCGCGCGCGGCAAAAUGUCCCUUAAUUAAAUUUCGAUGUUUUGAAAAUUCUAAAAACCCGUUGUACAUUCAAUACGCGAGUGUGUUUUAAUUUUUAUAAUUAUAAAAAAGGAAAGCAGGAAAUGUACUACAUAUAUAAAUAUGUUAUAUGCCGAUACACACACACACAUGUACAUAGAUACAUACUUAGAGACCCGCGUAAAAUAUGUUGACCGAAAAACGAUUCACGUGUUGUAUCUCAGCGACUAACAAUUAUUAUGAUUCGUUCAAUAAAUUAAUGAUUAACAUAUCUUCAUCAAAUAUCGAUGCGGUGCAGGGAGAAGCCGCUGCUGCUGCUGUUAGUUAUUUCUGGCCUAACAAGGGUGAAUUAUGUGGACGACAAGAUCAUAUUAGUGAGGUAUAAUAAUAUAAAUAAUGAGAAUCAAUCCAACAAAAAUGAGUACUCCGAUAGAGGAGAAAAUCUACCAGAAUUUGAAGGUCAGAACCGGGACGGUGACGGUGAGCGAUGGAAAAAGCAAGCCGAUUCCUAUGCGUCUUCAGUUGUCUAUGGAAGUACUGAAAUUGCAGAGAGAAGACGUUGAGCAGUCAGUGAACCACAACAAACCACCCUUAGACGCGAAAGAACGAAUGGUUCAAAUAACCAGACAAAAAGUAGGAGGACUCGGACUGAGCAUCAAGGGAGGAGCUGAGCACAAACUCCCCGUAUUAAUAUCAAGGAUUUACAAAGGUCAAGCGGCUGACCAUUGCGGACAGCUGUUUGUGGGCGAUGCUAUCAUCAAAGUCAAUGGGGAAUAUAUAACAGCCUGUCACCACGACGAUGCUGUGAACAUAUUGAGGAAUGCUGGAGAUUUAGUUGUGCUCACGGUAAAACAUUACAGAGCUGCUAAACCAUUUUUGCAAAAAAAUGACAAAGAAGAGAAGUUGGAUAAUGUUAGUAACGAAGACACUGAGGAUGGUUGGAUAUCACCUAGCAGAAGAGCAGGCAGUCCGAGGUCCGGACAUAGCAGACAUGGUUCUAAUGCUUCAUCUGUGUCUAUAAAUCAGGAAAAAAAAUGGCUGGACAUCAUAACGGUUCCUUUGAUGAUGGCUUACGUUACGAGAUAUAUAUUUGGUACCGAUAAGCUCAGAAGAAAUGCUUUCGAAGUCAGAGGCCUGAACGGUUCAAGAACUGGAGUUAUUCACUGUGACGAUAGCGCUAUUCUCAGUCAGUGGCUGAAGUAUAUCACAGACAAUAUAACAGGAGUAACGCACCUGCAGAUGAAGUUGUACAAUCGUAAUUUCGGGGUUGGUGAAAGAAUCGAAUACAUGGGGUGGGUGAACGAGGCUGUCAGCAACAGUAAUCAACCCUGGCAGAGCUACAGACCAAGGUUUUUGGCACUCAAAGGACCAGAUCUACUACUCUUCGAAACCCCACCGUGCAACAUUGGGGACUGGUCGCGUUGCGCGUUGUCCUUUAAGGUGUACCAGACGAUGUUCAGGGUGAUGAAAGAGUCUGAAAACGUCGACGAAAGGCAGCAUUGCUUUCUUGCUCAAAGUCCGGGCAAACCACCUCGCUAUUUAAGUGUAGAAACAAGGCAAGAACUUCUCAGGGUCGAGGCAGCAUGGCACACAGCGGUAUGCUCUGCAGUAGCUCAUCUCAAGAGUAAGACUUUCCCGGUAACAUUCAACGGUCGUAGUUCCGCUUUGACACUGGAAUGGACACAGGGUUUUACGUUGGCAUACGACAUUUGCACAGCAGGUGAGACGGUUUGGCGUUAUAAAUUCUCUCAGCUCCGAGGAUCGAGUGACGACGGCAAGAGCCGCCUAAAGUUGCACUUCCAAGAACCGGAGAGCAUCGCCAUAGAGACAAAGGAAUUGGAGUGUUCUCAGUUACAGAAUUUAUUAUUCUGCAUGCACGCAUUUUUAACUGCAAAAGUAGCAGCCGUCGAUCCAACUUUUCUGACAUCAACGACGCCUUAAAUAAAAGAAUAAAAAAAAAUCUAUUGAUCAAUCAUUAUUGAUUAUUUAAAACUUGUUACCAAAUAUUAGCUUGUUAAGUAUAAUAUCAUUACAUCAUCAAAUAAGUUUAUUAAAUAUUGAGAAAAUAUAUAUAUCUAGAUAUAUCGCAGUCAAAGGCAGCAAGUAUAUUAUGACGUUAUAGUAAAGAAUUAUUAAAUAAUAAUAGAAUUUACAAAAAAAUUUUCGAAACGAUUUCAGUUGAAUUUUCAAUCAUUAUAUGAAUAAUAACAUGGCGAUCGAAUAAUGAUAAUGUGGAUUUAAAAUAAUAAUAAUUAUAAUCAAAAAGAGAUUCAUUGUUUCGCUAAAUCACUGAAAAAUUGCACGCAGUUAAUUUAAUAUAUAAUUAAUAUGUGUAUAUAAUACUCGCUAUUACAUUUUGCACAAUUUUUUCCUAUUAUACAAUUUUAUUAACUUUUAUGUCAUUAUCGGUCUGCUGUAUUAAUUAUCUGCAAGGGAAUAUUGUUUAUGUAUUAUUGAUAUUAUUAAAUGAAAAGAGAGUUGGAGUAAAAAAAUAUCUACGAAGGAAAUGAAUAAAAAAAAUCAUAGUCGUGAGGAGCAAUACGAAUGCAUAAUUAGAAUAAUAAUUAUGUAGAGAUUUCCUGUUACCAUGGCACUAAAUCCGAAGUUAAUUGAAGGUGAUAGAAACCAAAAAAGAAAAACGAAAAUCGUACGUGUUACAAAAAAAUUAGAAACAAAAGAAGUGUAAUAGAAAAUCAAUCGACUAUAACUAUAACUUACGAUGUUUCAAAAACGGAGGUCAGAAUAAUAAGUCUGUAUAAUAGACUGUACGUGUCGUUGAGAUCUUCGGAAUAGAUUAAUUCGUGUCAAUUUCUAAUCAGUCAACUAUUAUUACAUGUAUAAAUAAAUUUAAAAAAGACGCAUAUAUAUAUAUAUAUAUAUAUAUAUAUAUAUAUAUAUAUA
Athalia rosae (coleseed sawfly) is the source of this 2991-nucleotide messenger RNA. It is a transcript of the gene Syn2, whose product is annotated as gamma-1-syntrophin. The record is from RefSeq and is a predicted model, not a curated record. NCBI's taxonomy places the organism in Eukaryota, Metazoa, Arthropoda, Insecta, Hymenoptera, Athaliidae. Gene Ontology annotation, cellular component: intracellular anatomical structure; dystrophin-associated glycoprotein complex. Gene Ontology annotation, molecular function: structural molecule activity; protein binding. Bases 487 to 2031 code for a protein of 514 amino acids. The transcript is spliced from 10 exons.